Molecule: messenger RNA, 537 nt
Organism: Chara braunii
Lineage: Eukaryota; Viridiplantae; Streptophyta; Charophyceae; Charales; Characeae
Source: the annotation of a GenBank genome assembly
GUCAGCGUCUAUGUGGUGAGGUUUGGAACCACUAACCCGGUUGUACACUUAUCACCAUGGUUGAGACCCGUACUGGGAAGGAGACUAGCCCCUACACCCCUGAGCAACAAGCAAAGAUGGCCGCCUUAGUGAAAGAGAAUCGAGAGAGGAAAGAGCGCGAGAAGCAAGCUAAGCUGAAGGCUAUCGCAGAGGAACAGGCGGCGAAAAUGAAAGAGAUAGAGGAGGAGAUGGAGAAAAAGAAGAAAGUUGUCGAAGAAGUGGCAACAGAAGAAGAGAAAGAGAGGAUGAGGAUUGAGAGUAGAGAAGAGAGUAGUGGCACGCAGAAGGAGGAAGAUGCAGAGAUGGAGAGGAAAAUAAGUGAGUGGGUUGAUAAUUUAUCGUUGGGUGAAGAUGAGGAAGCACAAAUGUACGUGACGCAGGAGGAGAAGGAGGCGUUUGCCAGGGCCCUCGAGGUAAUCAAGGACCCCCUUGAACGGCAAGAGGCCGAGGAGGAGAAGAAACUAGAGUGAAAACUGAAAAUGAAGAGGGAGCAGAAGA